CUGCAAGGUAGAGAGAGAGAGAGGUGAUGACGUUGGGUGCUGAGUUGCGGCCAGUUUAUGCGUAAUCUGCCAGUUCAGUCACUGGUAUAGCGGUGAGAGCCAGUGGCGAAAAAGGAAAGGAUGGCAUCCGAUGAGUAUGGUGAGCCUGCAAAAUAUGACCCUAGUUUUAAGGGUCCCAUUAAGAAACGGAGCUGCACUGAUAUAAUCUGCUGUGUUCUCUUCAUGGUAUUUUUACUUGGCUACAUGGUAGUGGGAAUCCUAGCUUGGUUAUAUGGUGACCCUCGCCAGGUUAUAUACCCACGCAAUUCUACAGGAAUGUACUGUGGAAUUGGGGAAAAUCAGGGAAAACCCAAUGUGCUGUAUUAUGACCUGCUGAAAUGCAUCACCGGCACAAACAUCCUGGCUGCAGCAAUGAAUGGCUUGCAGUGUCCCACCACACAGGUCUGUGUUGCUAAUUGUCCUGCAGACUUUAAAUGGGCAAAGCCUGGAAGCACUCCAGCUGAUGUAUAUCUCCAGGAAUAUUGCCAGCCGAGUAUUAAUCUGACCAACACAGCACUUACUGUGGCAGAAAUUGCAGCUAGGGAGCUGUGUCCUGUGUUCCUUGUUCCUUCAGCUUCAUUCUUUAACAGGUGUUUCCCAGGUUCUAAUCUCAGCUUUCCUUCUAAUUUCGCCAUUAAUGGCUUAUCCGUGAAUCAGUCAAAAGACAGCAUCAGUAAAGCUGCUGGUCAAAUUUUAGAUUCCUUCAAUUUCCAGAAUGUUGGGAAAAAAAUAUUUGAAGAUUUUGCCAAAUCUUGGCCCUGGAUUAUCACAGCACUGGUUAUUGCAAUGGUGGUCAGCCUUCUCUUCCUGAUCCUGCUGCGUUUCACAGCUGGAAUCCUGGUCUGGGUGCUUAUCGUCGGUGUCAUUGGGGUUAUUGGAUAUGGGAUAUACCAUUGCUACAUGGAGUAUGAUACUCUGAACAAGCAAGGGGAAACAGUUGCAAAUGUGGGUUUCACUUUUAACCUUGGCGUUUACUUCAGAGUGAAAGAAACCUGGCUGGCGAUAUUAAUUGUCCUGGCUGUGAUUGAAGCAAUCCUUCUGUUAGUCUUGCUUUUCUUACGGAAGAGGAUCCUCAUAGCCAUCGCACUGAUUAAGGAAGCCAGCAAAGCAAUUGGGCACAUAAUGUCCUCUCUCUUCUAUCCUCUUGUCACAUUUGUGCUGCUCAUUGUCUGUGUAGCGUACUGGGGAAUGACCGCACUAUACCUCGCUACCUCUGGGGCUCCAUUAUAUCGAAUCUCAACAGUAAACACAAGUGUCCCAGGAUGUGAAAAUAUUACAGGAAAUGAAACUUGUAAUCCCAUGACAUUUUCAAAUGCCAGCACUUCUUGCAAAGAAGCUCGCUGUAUUUUCUACAGAUACAAUAACGAAGGACUCUUCCAAACCAAUCUCUUUAACCUGCAAAUUUAUAAUGUAAUCGGUUUCCUGUGGUGCAUUAAUUUUGUCAUUGCUCUGGGACAGUGCGUCCUGGCUGGGACCUUUGCAUCUUAUUACUGGGCUUUCCACAAACCCAAAGAUAUCCCAUUUUUCCCAGUGGCUGAAUCCUUCAUGCGUACCCUGCGGUAUCAUACUGGCUCUUUGGCAUUUGGCGCUCUCAUCCUCACCAUUGUUCAGCUAAUCCGAAUAAUACUGGAAUACCUGGACCAUAAACUUAAAGGGGCCCAGAAUCCUUGUACACGUUUCCUACUUUGCUGCCUGAAAUGCUGCUUCUGGUGCUUGGAAAAAUUCAUCAAAUUCCUAAAUCGCAAUGCAUAUAUUAUGAUUGCUGUUUAUGGGAAAAAUUUCUGCGUUUCUGCUAAAAAUGCUUUUAAGCUUCUAAUGCGAAACAUUGUAAGGGUGGUUGUCCUGGAUAAAGUCACUGAUUUGCUCAUAUUCUUUGGGAAGCUUAUCGUUGUUGGAGGAGUAGGUGUAUUGGCAUUCUUCUUUUUCUCUGGCCGGAUUCCAAUUCCAAAUCCUGCAUUUCAGUCCCCAGCGUUAAACUAUUACUGGAUUCCUAUUCUUACAGUGGUUAUUGGGUCAUACAUGAUUUCUCAUGGUUUCUUUAGCGUUUACAACAUGUGUGUGGACACCCUGUUCCUAUGUUUCUUGGAAGAUUUAGAGCGUAAUGAUGGGUCACCAGAGAAGCCAUAUUACAUGUCAAAAUCCCUCAUGUCUAUUUUAAACAAGAAAAAUCGCCCACCCAAGUCUGAGGAGAAGACAAAGAAAAAGUAACCUUGUUACCUCCAUUAUCAUUUCAUGAUUAUUUCCGUUCCUAAUGAAAGAGAAAUGUCCUGAAUGGACUUCAUUUCCUGGAUGUCUGUGUUUGCUGUCUGCAUAUAGAUUUCAGUACUUGUCACCAGUGCCAGGUGACCAGUUGGUUUACAAUUUAUGUAAACUUCCCUCUAAAUGUAAAAAACCUCACGCAGUGCGAGAGAGAUGGAUACACUUUUUAUGACCUCAUUUCCUGUGAGAAAGCAUUAGGGUAGGCAAUAUGAAUUCUACUAUCCUGCUAUGCUAUACAGAAUAUUAACUUCCAAUAGAGUAUUUAAAGAGGAUGACAAUAAUUUAUUACAGAAUCAUUUAAAGAAAAAAAAAAAUUCUUUGUAUUGAUUUCCCAACAGCCAUUUUGUGCCUUGGAGAUUUUUAACGUAAUUGUUUUUUUUAUCUCUAUUCUGUUACACUUCCUUUAGUUUUUACAGUUAUCACUUUCAUUUUCUUCCUGUGGAAUAUUAUCUGGUUUCCAUAGAACCAUUUAACCACUUUCUUGCCACAGAAUGUAGAAUCUACAGUGCCGGCUGUGAAGGACCUGACAUGUAGCUGCUCACACUGCCUUUCUAGCUCACCUUAAAAAUUAAGCCAGUGGAUUUAACCCUUCCUUAUGAUCUGAAGGAAUUUGUGAUACUGGGAUAAUGGAACAACAUUUGUCAGCAUGAAAAGGCAUCUUGAAAAAUAGCCAAAUAUGGAGGAGUUUCUUAUAGCCAUAACUAUGAUUAAUUGCACUUUAAUGUGUAGAUAUUGUGUACAUUUUUAUAUAGAUAUCUGCUAUUUUGUAUCUGCUAAUAUUCACUUUCAUACUUGAAAUAAUAAAUCAACCUGAAUGCUUAAUAAAGGUCUUAUUAUUAAAGUGUA
Molecule: messenger RNA, 3144 nt
Organism: Xenopus tropicalis (tropical clawed frog)
Lineage: Eukaryota; Metazoa; Chordata; Amphibia; Anura; Pipidae
Gene: slc44a4
Product: solute carrier family 44 member 4
Exons: 22
Coding region: 121-2247 (708 amino acids)
Biological process (GO): transmembrane transport
Cellular component (GO): plasma membrane; membrane; apical plasma membrane
Molecular function (GO): transmembrane transporter activity
Source: RefSeq, a predicted model, not a curated record